This is a messenger RNA of Metarhizium album ARSEF 1941, 1479 nucleotides long. RefSeq names its product Flavin monooxygenase-like protein. The transcript has a single exon. The coding region runs from base 1 to 1479 and encodes 492 amino acids. Gene Ontology annotation, molecular function: flavin adenine dinucleotide binding; NADP binding; N,N-dimethylaniline monooxygenase activity. The record is from RefSeq and is a predicted model, not a curated record. Lineage: Eukaryota; Fungi; Ascomycota; Sordariomycetes; Hypocreales; Clavicipitaceae.
AUGGACCCCAAGACGGACGCCGCGUCCAACGGCUUGGACUUUGACGUCAUCAUCAUCGGCGCCGGCAUUUCCGGCAUCAACGCCGCGUAUCGCGUGCAGAACGGCGCGCCGCCCGGGACCUCGUACGUGAUCCUCGAGAGCCGCGACUCCAUGGGCGGCACGUGGGAUAUCUGGCGCUACCCGGGCAUCAGGUCCGACUCGGACGUCUUCACCUUUAGCUUUGCGUGGAAUCCCUGGCCCGGCAGGGAGUCGCUCGCGUCGGGGGAGAAGAUCAAGCGGUACAUGAUGGAGUCUGCGCGCCAGGCCGGCAUCGACAGGCACGUCCGCCUCGGCCACAAGGUCGUCUCUGCAAACUGGAGCUCGGCCGCGGGAUGCUGGGAGGUGGCGGCUCGGCAGCGGCCGCAGGAGCAGCCGCAGCUCUUCAGGGGCCGCUUCGUCUUCCUCGGCACCGGAUACUACGACUACCAGCAGCCGCUUCACUCGGCCAUCCCCGGCAUCGACAACUUCAGGGGGAGGCUCAUCGCGCCCCAGCACUGGCCCCGAGACUACGACUACACCGGCCAGGAGAUGGUCGUCAUCGGCAGCGGCGCCACGGCCAUCUCCAUCGUGCCCGCCGUCGCCGGGCGAGCCAAGCACGUAACCAUGCUCCAGCGCAGCCCGUCCUGGUACUUCCCGCUGAGCCAGUACGGCACCAUCGCCCGCCUGCUCGCCGCCGUCCUGCCCGCGAGCGCGUCCCGCCGGAUGAACCGCUACCGCUGGCUGCUGCAGUCGCAGCUCCUCCUGUUUGUGUGCAGAAACAUGCCGACCGUGGCGGCGGGCGUCCUGCGCUUCUUGACGGCCAUGCAGCUCCCCAAGGACGCCGACUGGGACAGGGACUUCCAGCCGCGGUACGGCCCCUGGGACCAGCGCCUCUGCAUCGUCAUGGACGGGGAUCUCUUUUCCGCCCUUCGCUCGCGGCAGGCGAGCGUCGUCACGGGCCACAUCGACACCGUCGCCGAGCACGGCAUCGUCCUGAAGUCGGGCCAGGUCCUCCACGCCGACGCCAUCGUGGUCGCCACGGGCAUCCGGCUCAAGUUUGGCGGCGACGUCGCCCUCUCCGUCGACGGCGAGCCCGUCAACCCCUGCGACAAGUUUGCCUGGAAGCAGUGCAUGCUGCAGGACGUGCCCAACCUCGUCUUCUCCUUCGGGUACGCCGAGAACUCGUGGACUCUGGCGGCAGACUGCGCCGCCACCGUCAUGGUCCGCGUGCUCCGCGAGCUGCAGAGGCACAAGAUGACGUGCGCCGCGCCGCAGCUGGACGCGUCCGAGAGGGAGAGCAUGGCGCCCCGGCCGCUGUGGAGGCUGACGUCGACCUAUCUCCGGAACAUGGCCAGCGUGUUUCCCAAGGGGGGGACCGGACAGUGGCGGCCUAGGUGGUAUUACUUUUACGAUGUCGUGGCCGCGACGUGGGGAGGCCUGAAGGGGCUGGCGAUGAAGUAG